Molecule: messenger RNA, 291 nt
Organism: Fusarium sp. VM40
Lineage: Eukaryota; Fungi; Ascomycota; Sordariomycetes; Hypocreales; Nectriaceae
Source: the annotation of a GenBank genome assembly
AUGGUUCGCAUCCUAUCUUUCGUUGCCGUGCUUUUUGCCAGCGCCUUCACCGUUGAGGCCGGACAGUACUGUCAAUGCCUGUUUCAGGAUAAGUCCCACUGCUGCGUCUACUCUGACGCCGCGAUUGGUAAUUUGAACUGCCAUAACGUUUGUCUUGGUGCUCACAGAGCCGACGGCAAAACAAACCCCCAUAACCCUCUCGAGGCAGGCACUGCUUGCAACGCCAAUGGCAACUACGUGACUAUCGGCGCUAUCACCGCACAGGGCCGCACACCUUGCUACAAGCAGUGA